AUGACUGCUUGCCUUGAAAUAAAGAAAUGCUUCAACUUUGAUGACUCGGUUCUCACUCACUCACCAGUGACGUACAGGCAUGACGUUUUUAAAGUGUCUUUUGUAUUUCCAAAUAAAGACAAGUAUGAUGGUGAGUGUACAAGAACACCGGAUGGUGUUCUCGAGAGGAAUGGAAAUGGAGUUCAUACCACCCCAAAUGGAAUCACUUACAAAGGAAACUGGAAAAAUGAUAAGAUGAACGGUUUAGGGAGGCUUGAACAUCCAUCAGGCGCAGUUUAUGAAGGCGAGUUCAAGGACAACAUGUUUCAUGGAACUGGAACGUACACAUUUCCUAAUGGAGCAAAGUACAUUGGAAAUUUCAAUGAAAACAAGCUGGAAGGGGAAGGAGAAUUUAAAGAUACACAAGGCCUGGAGUGGAGUGGCACAUUUCAUUACACAGCAGCACCGGGGCUGAAGCUGAAGCUGGAUAUGUAGCUAUUUUACAUGGAGAGUUAAAUGUAUUGUAUACCAUUCUUAUGGGGAAUUUUCACUUAGCACCCAUGACCAAGGUUUUUACUAACAUUUGAUUUCUUAACACAUUUAUUAGAAAUAAUUUCCCAGGAGACGUUU
This is a messenger RNA of Alligator sinensis (Chinese alligator), 609 nucleotides long. RefSeq names its product MORN repeat containing 2 (gene MORN2). Lineage: Eukaryota; Metazoa; Chordata; Crocodylia; Alligatoridae. The transcript is spliced from 5 exons. Bases 1 to 474 code for a protein of 157 amino acids. The record is from RefSeq and is a predicted model, not a curated record.